Messenger RNA from Mastomys coucha (southern multimammate mouse), 1831 nucleotides. Its product is annotated as zinc finger protein 764-like. The transcript is spliced from 3 exons. Gene Ontology annotation, biological process: regulation of transcription by RNA polymerase II. Gene Ontology annotation, molecular function: DNA-binding transcription factor activity; RNA polymerase II cis-regulatory region sequence-specific DNA binding. NCBI's taxonomy places the organism in Eukaryota, Metazoa, Chordata, Mammalia, Rodentia, Muridae. Bases 381 to 1766 code for a protein of 461 amino acids. The record is from RefSeq and is a predicted model, not a curated record.
GCCCAUAUGGGCGUGUCUACGCCGCACUUGUAGACACUCUGCCCGUUUUGGGUGAGGGCUAGAAAACAAUGACCCAGGAAGUCCGGUGAUGUCACCUUGGGCGGGACCCAGGGAUCACAGUUCUUAAGACACCACCCUCCCCGCUGCCCCGCCCCACUCACACGCAUAUGUGCACAAAUACUGCUACCAUUUUAUGAGUGAAUCACCAAGUCCUGCUUCUGUACCUGCUUCUAUGAGUUUUCAAUUUUUACCUACAUUAGGGUGCUCACGGACUUGGUUUCUGUCCCUUCUCAGCCCUUGUACGUGAACGCUGCAACCUAGGGAGGGGCAGGCGAUCCAGGGGGCGCUGCGCUGACUCGGGAACAGUGCGGGGAGUCCCCAUGGCCCCGCGGAUUGCCCCGGAAAUGGCCUCGGCACAGCUUGCGUGCUUUAAGCCCGGGGCCGUGAGCUUCGCGGACGUGGCGGUGUACUUCUCCCCGGAGGAAUGGAGGUGUCUGCGGCCGGCGCAGAGAACCCUGUACCGGGAGGUGAUGCGCGAGACCUACGGUCUCCUGGGCUCUGUCGGAGUCGGAGGCGCCAAACCAGCGCUCAUCUGCUGGGUGGAGGAAGAGGACGAACUGUGGGGACCUGGUGCCCAGGAUCCAGAAGUGGCCAUGUGCAAGACAGAAGUCUACUCAGAUUGCAGACAUGAGGAGGAAAGGAAGAGACCAGGGGAAGAGACUGAAGCAAUCCAGAAGACAUUUUCUACAGGAGCUGGGCCGAAGCAGCCACGCCCCUCCUUUGCUUCCCCUCCAUGCAGCUCGGAGCUACUGUCCAACGACUCUCAACAGGGGCACCCCACUGUUGUUGUGCACAACAUUAUCUUAAAAGCAGAUCAGCGUCAUGGGUGCCAUGUGUGUGGAAAGAGUUUUUCCCGACAGUCCAAACUGGUGGAGCAUCUGUACACUCACACGGGUGAAAAACCAUUUCAGUGCCCAGACUGCAACAAAUGCUUUGGCCGGGCUUCUUCCCUGAGCAUGCACCGAGCCAUACACCGAGGGGAACGGCCCCAUCACUGUCCUGACUGUGGGAAAGGUUUUACCCAGCGAUCCACAUUGGUGGCGCACAUGUACACUCACACAGGUGAAAAGCCAUUCAGUUGCCCUGACUGCAACAAAUCCUUCAGCCGGCCUUCUUCCCUGAGCACGCACCAGGCCAUACACCGAGGGGAACGGCCUCAUUGUUGCCCUGAGUGUGGCCGGACCUUCACGCAUCGCUCAGGCCUCAUUACCCAUCUCCGUGUCCACACUGGGGAGAAGCCUUACUGUUGUGCUGACUGUGGACGCUGCUUCAGCCAGAGUUCUGGGCUCCAUGAGCACCAGCGGGUGAUACACAGCGGCCUGACCCCCUUUGCCUGCACACAUUGUGACAGAGCCUUUGCCCGUGCCGCAUAUCUUCGAUGCCACAUGCGCACCCACACGGGUGAAAAGCCUUAUUCAUGCCCUGACUGUGGGCGCUGCUUUAGCCAGAGCUCUGACAUGGCAGCCCACAGGCGGAUCCACACUGGUGAGCGUCCCUACCCCUGCCCUCAGUGUGGCAGACGCUUUCCCACGAAGUCAGCUAUGACGAAGCACCAGUGGGUCCAUCGGACAGGAGCCAAAGGCCGUAGGGACAGAAAAGACAGCCAGUUAUCUAUAUCCCUGGGCACUGACCAAGUGGACACAGAUCCACCUGUGGGCUUCCAGCAUUACCCAGAGAUAUUCCAGGAGUGUGGGGGAUGGUCUUAAAAGUGCCAACAUGCUGGGCAGUGGUGGCGCAUGCCUUUAAUUCCAGCACUUGGGAGGCAGAGGCA